AUGAAUGAAAAGUCGGCCGAGGCUAAUCAUAUGGACCUCCUCGCGACCGUCCAGUCAUACCUCCUGUAUGCAAUAAUGCUGUACUUCACACCAAGGUCUGGUUCAAACUAUAUCGAACAGGACACCCUGAUUCAACUACAAGCGCUGGCAGCGGAUCUGGCAAGCAAGGGUACCUUAUGCUGGGCGGAAGCUCAUGGCAGCCGUCCAGAAUGGGAAGCGUGGAUAGUUGCUUCAGCCAGACGACGAACACUGUUCGCAGCAUACCUGUUUGACAAUCUUGUCAACUUCUACCUCGGCUCGCCUUCAUACAUUGCCAAGGAACUCGCCGGUCUGCCGGCUCCGGGAAGUAAGCAAUUAUGGGACGCACCUACACGGCAUUCAUGGAAUGCUGCAUAUAACCAACAGCUGAGUCAAUGGACCGAUGGACAGCUUCUCAUCAACGAUCUUUGGCCUCGUGCUGAGCUGCCGUCAGACUCUUUGAAACGAAAGGUCGAUCAGUGGCUUUCUUCGGUUGACGAAUUUGGUAUGAUGCUAUACUCUGUCAUAUCGCAUACUUAUAAUCGCUGA
Exophiala spinifera is the source of this 567-nucleotide messenger RNA. RefSeq lists its product as uncharacterized. NCBI's taxonomy places the organism in Eukaryota, Fungi, Ascomycota, Eurotiomycetes, Chaetothyriales, Herpotrichiellaceae. Gene Ontology annotation, biological process: DNA-templated transcription. Bases 1 to 567 code for a protein of 188 amino acids. The record is from RefSeq and is a predicted model, not a curated record. Gene Ontology annotation, molecular function: zinc ion binding; DNA binding. The transcript has a single exon.